Molecule: messenger RNA, 2667 nt
Organism: Triplophysa rosa
Lineage: Eukaryota; Metazoa; Chordata; Actinopteri; Cypriniformes; Nemacheilidae
Gene: dkk2
Product: dickkopf WNT signaling pathway inhibitor 2
Exons: 4
Coding region: 275-988 (237 amino acids)
Biological process (GO): negative regulation of canonical Wnt signaling pathway; multicellular organism development
Cellular component (GO): extracellular region
Molecular function (GO): receptor antagonist activity; co-receptor binding
Source: RefSeq, a predicted model, not a curated record
CUGCUUCACAAACACAGACACACACGGGCUGGAUUUAAAUCGUGCUCAUCUCAUCUCUCUCUGCGUGCAUUCCCACUGGUUUUUGAGUACAGCAUCCUGACGCCUCAGCUUUCUCUACCUUGGUUCUUUUUGGUCAAGUGCACAUCACGUUUUCCCCCCUCAGGUAUCAGACAGUUUGAUGGACACUUUAGAGAGGAAUUUAAACUUUAUAAAGCGUGGUUGUCAAAGCGCAAAGUAGUCAGCACAUUCACGUUUAAAGUCAGCCUCGGAAAGGAUGCUGAGCGUUACGCGGAGUCGGUGCGGUUGGAUGUUGACGCUGGUGAUCGCAGCGAUGCGGAUGGGAGACGGGACCGAGGCGCAGGGCAACGCCAUCAAAUCACUGGAGCCGCUGACUGCCACCGCGAACCGCACCAGCGCGUCAUACAGCGCGAUCCCGAGGAAAGACAACAUGCGCGCACAGGGAUACCCGUGCAGCAGUGAUCAGGAAUGCAUGGUGGGAAGUUAUUGCCACAGCCCUCAACACGGCCCAUCUCGGUGCCUCACCUGUCGCAGGAGGAAGAAGCGUUGUCACAGAGAUAGCAUGUGUUGCCCUGGCAACCGCUGCAGUAACUAUAUCUGUAUCCCCGUUUCGGAGAGCGUUCUGUCCUCUCAUAAAUCGCACUUGGAGGAGCAUAACAAGCUUUCUGUCAAAGACAAAAGCUGGAGGAGGAAUGGAAAGGCCAAGAUCUCGCUUAAAGGUCACGAGGGCGAUCCUUGUCUGCGAUCCUCCGACUGCUCCGAAGGCCACUGCUGCGCCCGUCACUUCUGGACGAAAAUCUGCAAGCCGGUGCUGCGUCAGGGCGAGGUGUGCACGAAGCAACGCAAGAAGGGCUCGCACGGCCUUGAGAUCUUCCAGCGCUGCGACUGCGCCAAGGGCCUGGCCUGCAAGGUGUGGAAGGACGCCACUUCCUUCUCUCGAUCCAGGCUGCACGUCUGCCAGAUGAUCUGAGACGGGAGGCCCCUGCUAACAAACUGCACCUUGGGGCCCCCGCGUCCCGCUGGGGAGGGAGCGGGCGGCGGCUCCCUUUUCCCAGGACUGACUCGGCUGUGAUAAAAACUGAUACGCAGAUGGACACGUGCCAGGACGGGGUCGGAUUGGGAAGGGUACAAACUAACGCUCACUUGGAUGAAAUGAUUUGCUGCACAUGUUUCACUGUAGCGAGGUUUUAUGAUCUACAAGCCAUAUUUAUCACUGAUGCCUUCGGUACAAGCUCUGACUCUGUUUCAAUCGAUCUGUGCACUCGACAUAGACUAAGAAUGAGUUGCGAUUCACUUCGGAUGUGGUUGUUAAUUGUGGUCCCACAUGUUUUUAGAUUUUGGUCAUUAGCUUGGUCAUCCACCAAGGGGAUAAGGUGUAGUUCUCCAAAAAUAUUUUACGGUGCCCUUGUUACACGUUACAUGUUUUUACUAUAGUAUUUACUAUACAUUAUGCAUAAUUACAGUGAACUACCCCUAAACCACACCCUCAUCCUAACCCUAUAGUAAGUACAUAUAGUUAAUUAUUAUUACUCAGUACUUAAAUGUAUAAUUACACUGUAACACGGGCACUGUAAAAUAAAGUAUAACCAAAAAAUGCAAUCAUUUAUUCACCUUUACGUCAUUGAAAACCUGUAUAUGACUCUUUCUUCUUUAAAAACACAAGAGAAGAUAUUUUGAGAAAUGACUUGUUUCCAUACAAAGGAAGUCAAUAGGGGGUUAAGGUUUCUGGUUACCGACUUUCUUCAAAAUAUCUUCUUUUGUGUUCUGCAGAAGAAAAAGGUCAUACAGGUUUGGAAUGGCAUGAAGGUGAACAAAUGAUGAUGUGGAUGAGCAGUUUUCAUUUUUUCACAAUCUUUUUCUUAAUGCCAGGCCCUUCUUAAAGUGCACUUUGAGUAUGCUUGUAUAAGACUGUGUAGCGACGGAAGAAGGUUUUUAAGUUCUAUACUAUUACUUCACGCUCCUGAGAAAUAUGAUCAUUUGUUCAGAUUUACUCAAUAUAGUAGAUUUAUUCUAUAGUAAAUACCAAGUUGAUUCUUAUUAUCAAGGGAAGUUGUUUACAAUACGAGUUGUGAAUGUUUUGCGAAUCAGGCCAUCAUGAAUCAGAGGCCGUGCUUUUGUUCUUUAAAAUUAUAUUAUAUUAUUUUCUCUGUGAUCCACACCACCUUUCAGCUAAAGUGAAAAAGAAUAAAAAUACUUAUAAGCUCUUAUAUUGUAAAUAACAUGCAAAUAUUUCAGAUUGUAUUUAAAAUGCAGUUGUAUAUCAUGUAUAUAUUGGAGGAACCCUAAAGACAUUAAACGUGUUUCUUUUGUCAGAUCAUCAACUUCUGUUUUUACGUUGAAAAUGUAUGAAAAAAAUCCCCGUGCAGGACUAUUGCCAUUAAAUUAUUUACAGAACACUUUUCUCAACUCAUCCAGAGCUGAUGUUGUGUAUUUGUUUAAAUGUCUGUUUCCUUGGGUUACUCGUGACUUUGUUUCCAUGUUGUAACUCGCUGUUCUGAUUCUGUCUCGAUUGUGUAUUUACAGUGAUUUACACAGAUUAAAGAAUGUAUUUUGUAUUACAACGAUUUGGCUGCGCUUAUCAUUUCGGUUCUGAAUAGAAAUAUAAAUGAAACUGUUGGCAGCUCGUGAAACUGAGCCAUUUGUGGCUGA